Messenger RNA from Xyrauchen texanus (razorback sucker), 2362 nucleotides. RefSeq names its product zinc finger protein 189-like. Lineage: Eukaryota; Metazoa; Chordata; Actinopteri; Cypriniformes; Catostomidae. Gene Ontology annotation, cellular component: nucleus. Gene Ontology annotation, biological process: regulation of transcription by RNA polymerase II. The coding region runs from base 96 to 1451 and encodes 451 amino acids. Gene Ontology annotation, molecular function: DNA-binding transcription factor activity, RNA polymerase II-specific; RNA polymerase II cis-regulatory region sequence-specific DNA binding. The transcript is spliced from 4 exons. The record is from RefSeq and is a predicted model, not a curated record.
CUUAGCCAUGUGGCUAUGACUACAAACGACUGCUCGUCUGAUCCAUAGGUUUACGAUUUGUAAUUAAUAUUGUGCAUGUUCACACCGCCAGCAGAAUGUCAGAGUCCAUGUCUAGAUUUCAAGCAGAGGUAGCUGCGGUUUUGGAGGUGUUACUGAAGGUAGCCGUCGUGGAGAUAACGAAAGUUUUCGAAGGACGCUCACAGGAGUCCCAUGGCUGCACGGUCAACAGAGAACCUCGGAUAAAAGAAAAUGUGCUAUCUGUACCUGACAUCAGGGCUCAUAUGGAAAGUGCAUUGACUAAUUUCACUGCCAAGAUGGUUUGUAGCGUCGGUGUGCAGGUGGAAGAGACAUUGCUAUCCCAACAUCAGGAUGAGUGCAUGUCCAAUGCGAGAGGCAGAGCUUGUCUGCUGGAAUCCACAGGAGAGGAGGGGCUGUCUCCCUCAGAAAGUCUCUGCAAGGACUCCCCAGAAGUUGUGGAUCUGCAAUGCAUGGUUGAUCUUCCGUGCACCAUUUUCAAAGAAAAUGUGAUUGCUGUAGGGAGAGGAGAUUCAGGGACAAUUCAGGAAAACGAUCUUCAAGGACUUGCUGCCCUUGCGGAGUCCACUUCAUCUUCUGUGGUAGAUCCAGAUGCUCACCCUUUUGACACUGUUCUUGUACCCAGUGCAGAGCUUUCUACAGACACUCUAGGCCAGUGGGACCUUGGCCUUAUGGAUGUGAAUUCUUUACCCUCUAUUGAAAAGACACCCUCCAUAGAACUUCCUCAAUCCAGUGAAAACACAUCUGAGCCCACAAGUCUUAACCAGGCAUCAGGUAAUACUGCUACUGAGGUCAGGCAAGGAGGUUCUGAUGUAAAGAAGGUGCAUUUCCAACUCAGCAAAAUGCCUUUUGAUUGCAAACUGUUACGGCCUUGCUCUGUGCAACUUGUAAACCUUCUGAUGAUGUCAAGUGGCAUAAAGAAAAGCACAAACGGUUCCAGCAAAAAAUGCUUCUCUGUACCUAAAGAUCUGCGAGCUCAUCAGCGUGUCCAUACUGGACGAAGACUGUGCUGCUUUACAGAGUGUGGGAACGGUAUUUGGCGUCUACAGGGUGUCCACCCAUAUGACUGUAAGAUUUGUGGCAAAAAGUUCAAACGCAGGAAGAUUCUAAAGCGGCACGAGCGCUUUCACACAGGAGAAAAGCCGUAUUCAUGCAAAAAGUGCAGAAAAACCUUUGCCCUACGGAAAAGCUUGCGAAGACACGAAAGGUUCCACACUGGAGAGAGACCUCACCACUGCCCCCACUGCGGAAAAGGUUUCCGUCUCAAGAACAAUCUCAAGGAUCACUUGCGCUUUCAUACCGGUGAAAAGCCAUUCAAUUGCAGCCUGUGCUCUAAGGGCUUUAGGAUCUAUAAGAACCUUGUGAAACACAGACUCACUCACACUGCGGAAGGUAGAGCUCCAUCUGUUAAAUAGAUCAACAAAAAUUGUGUGUACUUUGACUGAAUUAAAAAACAGUAUUUCUACCUCAGCUGAGAACCACUAGAUAAAUGUUUGCCACUGUGGGUCAGCUUUGCAAAACAAGCAGUAAGCACAUUAGGGUGACCAUCUUCUAAGUGUCCAUGUUUCACUUUGUCCUGAUUUUAGGUUGUAAUGAUUUGUUGUUUUGCAUGUUGAUCAGAAACAUUUGUGGGCAGUUUUCUUCUGUUGUAAAUGUUGUUAAAAUUGUCUGGGGGGAAAAAUAUUUCUUUGCCCCAGACUGCAUCUGUAACAAAAACGUUCUUGUUAAAGAAAUUUGCACGCAAUAGAGUAUAUUGGGUAAAGAGUCCUGGACAUUGGAGGAUUCAGUCCAACGCAAGCAGAUUUGGCUGAUCCCCAGCUUUAUGUAAAAAUCAUAAAUAUUGAACUCCAGGCUUCUUGUAUGUUGGCUAUCCAAUUGUUGUCUAAAAAAACGAAUGGCCUUACUGCCUUAACAUACAGCCAUUGAUUUCACAAUUUUAACUAUCUGGAAAUACUUGUUUGGAUGAACACACUGGAUCUGAUUGGUUCCUUAUUUGUUGGUGACUACUUUCUUUGGUGCGAUCUGUUCACUUAAAGAUCAACAUUUAUAAAAGCUAAAAAAACAACCCUUUUGCUCCCAUUUUCUACUGUGGUUUUAUGUGUACUUUUCUCUUAAUUCUUUUAAGUAGUUUUUAGAAAUAGAAAGAGCUUAUAAAUGUGUAUUUGUUUCUCUUUUUUUUAUUCAGAAAUGUCGUGUGUGUUUUUAGUUUGAUAUUAAAAAGCAUAAUUAUGUAGUAAUGCAUUUAUAACAAAUAUUUUCAAAUUAACAAUUUCUGUACAUUCUGUUUUGCAUUAUUCAUUUCCAUUAUACAAACCUAAUUUUCAUU